Hevea brasiliensis (rubber tree) is the source of this 1279-nucleotide messenger RNA. Its product is annotated as chlorophyllase-1, chloroplastic. Gene Ontology annotation, molecular function: chlorophyllase activity. The transcript has 2 exons. Lineage: Eukaryota; Viridiplantae; Streptophyta; Magnoliopsida; Malpighiales; Euphorbiaceae. Gene Ontology annotation, biological process: chlorophyll catabolic process. Bases 76 to 1086 code for a protein of 336 amino acids. The record is from RefSeq and is a predicted model, not a curated record.
UUAGGUGUAAUUUCUCAUCCAUUCAUCCAUCCCUCUCCUCUCUUCUCCUUUGUUUCUCAUUGUCUCACACUCAGAAUGGCAAAACUUCUGGUGAUAACUUUGUUGGUAACACUGCUGGCAUUCCUGUUGGAAGCUCAGUCUGAUUCAGGAACAAUCAGUUCUUUUCAAACAGGAAAAUUUUCCACAACAUAUUAUCAAGUGGAAGAAUCAGACCCCGCUUCACCUCCAAAACCUUUGUUAAUUGUUACACCCAUUAUACAGGGCACGUACCCUGUCAUCAUAUUUCUCCAUGGCACCUGCCUCAGCAACUCUUUCUACACUGACCUCCUCCAACAUAUAUCUUCUCAUGGAUAUAUAGUUGUUGCUCCCCAGUUGUAUUCUUGCUUGAUAAACCGGGUGAUACCUAUGCUACCUAUAAGUGGACCUGCAGAACUCGAGUUUGCAGUACAAGUUGUGAACUGGUCACCCUCAGGCCUGCAGUCUGUGCUUCCUGAAAAUGUUAAAGGCGACCUAAACAAGCUUUCUGUUAGCGGCCACAGUAGAGGAGGAAAGACAGCGUUUGCGCUUGCACUUGGAUAUGCCGACACACCCCUAGAAGUUAAAAUUUCAACACUUGCAGGCAUAGACCCCGUCGAAGGUACAAGCAAAAACAACCCUAUUCAGCCCAAGAUUCUCACAUAUGUCCCUCGAUCUCUUAACUUAUCGAUCCCUGUAACUGUAAUUGGUACUGGGUUGGGCAAUCAGCCUGUUUGUUGGCUAGUAUGCCCUGCUUGUGCACCUGAUGAAAUGAAUCAUGAGGAGUUUUUCAAUGAGUGCAGAGCUCCUGCGGGUCAUUUUGUUACUACUGACUACGGACACAUGGACAUGUUAAAUGACAAUAUAACGGACAUAGUUGGGAGAUUGACAAAUUCUUUGUGCAAGAGUGGUGUGAAUCCAAAGGAGCCGAUGAGGAGAACUGUAGGAGGCAUUGUUGUGGCGUUUUUGAAGGUUUAUUUUGAAGGUGAAAGCGGAGACUACAUGGCCAUUGUGAAGGGAACUUCUGUUGCUCCUGUGAAGCUUGCUCCAAUCCAAUUCACUGAAGCAUGAAAAACCAGGAGUCCAGGACCAAGUUCAUGCAUGCCCCACUAGUUAAUUUUUUCAAACUUAAAUUUUCUAUUCAUUCUCUUAUUCCCUUUUGUUUUUCUCUUACGCCUUUAAUUUAAUUAACCAAGAAUAUGUAAUAUUAUUGCUCUUUACAAAAUCAAAUUAAUCUCAUCAAUAAUCCCUUAGUUUUAGGUAA